Molecule: messenger RNA, 1044 nt
Organism: Tetrahymena thermophila SB210
Lineage: Eukaryota; Ciliophora; Oligohymenophorea; Hymenostomatida; Tetrahymenidae
Product: kinase domain protein
Exons: 13
Biological process (GO): nucleocytoplasmic transport; activation of GTPase activity
Cellular component (GO): perinuclear region of cytoplasm; nucleus; cytosol
Molecular function (GO): GTPase activator activity; small GTPase binding
Source: RefSeq, a predicted model, not a curated record
AUGGGUAACUCUUAAAAAUAAAAAUAGAAUCAAUAAGUGAUAUAUUAUAACGCUUAAGAAGAACAAAAGUAACUAAACUUUUCAUUUUCUAAUGAGGCUAACCUGGUUGUUGAUUAUGGAAACCAAAAUAUUGGAGAUUAAAAUGUCUAAAAUUUAGGUCUAGCUUUAGAAAACUGCUCCAAUCUAUCUAAUUUGACUCUUAUUUUGAAUUACAACAAAAUUAGUUUCACUGGUGCUUAAAAAUUAGGCUCUUCCCUAUCUAAUUGCAAAAAUCUUCAACAAUUGAAUUUACAUUUAGGCUCUAAUAAUAUCGGGUCAAAAGGAGUAUCAGAUCUUUCUUUAGGAAUAGCAAAUUGCUCUAAAUUAUCUAUUUUGACAUUAGACUUUUAAUUCUGUAAUAUUGGAAAUGAAGGUGCUGUUGGAUUAGGCUCUGCUUUGGCUAAUUGUUCAAGCCUCACAGUUUUAAAUAUUAACUUCUAUAGCAACAAUAUAGGCCAUUUAGGUGCUUCUGGUUUAGGUCUUGGUAUAUCUAAAUGUAGCUCACUUACAUCUUUGGAACUUGAUCUUCCAUAAAACAAUAUUGGAACAAAGGGUGCAGCUGAAUUAUGUGAAGGAUUAUCUGGUUGUGCUAAACUUUCAAAACUUGCUCUAAAUUUAAUAAAAAGUAAAAUAGUAGAUGAUGAUAUUUCAGAUUUCGGAAAUUCUUUAGCUAAGCUGAAAAACCUCUCAGAUUUUAAUAUAAAUCUAAUUGGAAAUGCAAUUAGUGGAAGUAGUAUAUCUAGUUUAUUUUCUCCUUUGGAACAUAAUCAAGCCAUUUCGCAAUUAAGCAUUAAUCUACAAAAAAACAUGAUUGGAGAAGAAGGAGCAUAAAAUUUAGGUUCUGCCCUAUCAAAAAUUUCCAAUCUUUGCAGUCUUAAAAUCUACUUACAUGAGAACAACAUUGCUCUUACAGGCGCAUCUAGCUUAUGCUCUGGGUUACUUAAAUGUUCUAAAUUAUAUGAACUUAAUAUUUACUUCAAUAAAAGCUUAUCUCAAAAUUUAUGA